Neodiprion fabricii is the source of this 6165-nucleotide messenger RNA. It is a transcript of the gene pdm3, whose product is annotated as POU domain, class 6, transcription factor 1. The transcript has 13 exons. NCBI's taxonomy places the organism in Eukaryota, Metazoa, Arthropoda, Insecta, Hymenoptera, Diprionidae. Bases 769 to 2850 code for a protein of 693 amino acids. Gene Ontology annotation, biological process: regulation of transcription by RNA polymerase II. Gene Ontology annotation, molecular function: DNA-binding transcription factor activity, RNA polymerase II-specific; RNA polymerase II cis-regulatory region sequence-specific DNA binding. The record is from RefSeq and is a predicted model, not a curated record.
GAACCGGGAAGUACCGGGAGGCAUUUACGCGCGUUACUUUCCAACGCGGGCAACGUGACGCGCGCACGCCGUUCACCACCGUACGUCCACGCAACGUUGGUACUCGAGGAUCGGUCGAGAGUCACAAGGUGCGAGCAACGACGAAGGGAAAUCAACGCGGCUACGGAGCCUAGAAAGCUCCGAGCUUCGUCGGAUCGUCUCGGUCGCUUUCUUCGACUGGAUGAACUUUUUCACCACUCCGCGGUGAUCGGGUUGUGGUCAAUUGUUGUGAUUUGUGAGCGUGUUUUGUGGCCAGCAGCCAUCGAGUUCACGCCACGUGUGCACGUGGGAACCACGGCGUGACGCUUUGUAAGUACGCGGACGAGAGGACCAUGGCGAAGUCGCGAUACGCGUGAAAUCGAUCCCGAAACACGGAAUGGAUGAUAUUUGUGAGUAGUGAGGUGGUGGCGAUGAUCGUGAUCCUCGUACAGUAAGUUCGUAAUCGUUCACCCGUAUCGCGCGUUGUGACUCUGUGACACUUUUAAAACGUAAGCAGAUACAUCUCUUGCUAACCGUUGUUAUCGAGGAAAGUGUUGUUAUAAUCUCGCAUUUUUCAUCACGGAAGAAGAGGACCACUGCUUCUUCUCCUGACGUUUCGGGGAGGAAACUUCGAUCGCACGGAGGGUUUGUUCCCGAUUUCUCGGAUCCCGAGGAUACUUUCUCAACAAUCAGGAAUCACUCGACAGGAACCGUUGAAACGAUCGCGGAGAUUCGGGAUGCGAGGCUGACAUGGCGGAGGGCUCGGCCGAAGAGGAACAGAGCAGCACAGCGGCACCUGCCUCGCCCCCAGCUGACCUCCGGACCCUGAACACCCAGCUGUCGCCCCCCUACUCGCACCAUCAUCUUCAGCAACACCUCCAGCACCGGCAGCAUCGCAACAUGCUGGCGACCGCCGCCCCGCCGCGGCACAGUCACAGCCUCAUGUCCCAUCAGAUCAAGACGGAAGCAGACCUGGACCCACCCUGCGACGUCCCGCUCAACCUGAAGAGCGAGGACAGCGACAGAAGCAGCACGGGAAGCCCUGAGCCGGGAUCCGGAGCCGCUCUUCACGAACACCAUAUGCUUAUGGGAGGUCUGAGAAACUCGCCCCAAAGAGAACCCAACACACCUCCGGACACCGUAGACCACGCCAAAGCGGCCGCUCAGGCGCAAGCACAUUUAAAUGGAACAAUGGCCGGGAUGGUGACCCUUCAAAACUUGCAAAAUUGGGCAAAUCUUCAAAACCUCCCCCAGGUCGCGUCGCUGGCAGCUGGUCUGCAGGGAAUGACCGCUGGCUUGACAAACAAUCAGCUAAUCAACGCGCCUCUCAACCUUACCGUCAGUUCGUCGGCUGGUACGAUACCAACGUCGUCGAACACGGCAACCACUUCGCACCUUUUACCCCAAAGCUCCGUGACCGUGGCAACGCUGCCUCAACUCCUGUCGCAGCCGCAGCCAGUAGCGAUGCCUCAAUUCGUCCUGACCUCGGGACAACUCGUCCAGGGUAUCCAAGGGGCACGGUUGCUGAUACCGACCUCGCAAGGAUUUGAAACACAGACGAUUCUGACAAUACCCGUGAGCCACGUGACGAACAACCAGAUGGUCAACCUCGCCCUCAGUAACGGACAAGUGGUCUCGACGACGCUGGCCAAUCUGCAAUCGAUAGCCCAACCCCAGAGCAUUAUGAACACCCCAUCGAGCAACGUACCGACCAGUCCGAGCCUCGCUUCCGGCCUCGGAAUCAAUCCCGCCGCGCUGCCCCACCUUCUCGGCAAUAGUUCGGCCAGCCAGCAACUUCUCAACGCCAUGCAACCCCAGCAAAUUCUUCAGGCUGCUCAGGCUGCCCAGGUAGCUCAAGCCGCUCAAGCCGCUCAAGUCGCUCAGGCCGCUCAGGCGGCUCAAGCUGCUCAGGCUGUUCAAGCGGCUCAAGCAUCCCAACAAACUCUGCUCACCACCUCACCCCAGCAGCACGGGAACCGGCACAGUUCGCACUCGAAUCAUUACCCGCCUCAGGAAAAACACCACAGAGAAAGACCGGAACAAUCAUCGCCGCUUAACGGAUCGGUUGGAUCCGCAGCCUCGGCCUUAAAUCGACUCGCUGCCAGCAACGGCGAGAUCACGAUCACGACGACGCACGGACCCAGCGGCGGCGGGGUCAAGCGUCAAGCUUCGCCGAGCAGCUUGCACAGCCCCCGGGACGAAGAUGACGACCUUCUGAGUGACUCGCCGAAUCAGCCAACCAUUAACGAAGCAACGAAUAACGUCGUGGACGGAAUUAAUUUGGACGAGAUCAAGGAGUUCGCGAAGGCUUUCAAACUGCGGAGACUUUCGUUGGGGUUAACGCAAACGCAAGUGGGACAAGCGCUCAGCAUCACCGAGGGACCGGCUUACAGCCAAAGCGCCAUUUGUAGUGCCCUGGCUACCCAGAUGUACGCUGCCUCGCAGAUUGCCUCUCAGCAGAAAGUUAUGUUUGAAAAACUAGACAUCACGCCGAAGAGCGCGCAGAAGAUAAAGCCGGUAUUGAAAAUGUGGAUGCAGGAGGCCGAGGAGAGUGCAAACGAUUACAGGUACAAAAGCGGGGCUAAUCAUCUUACGGAUUUUAUCGGUGUCGAACCGAGCAAGAAGCGGAAACGAAGGACUUCGUUCACCCCGCAGGCACUGGAACUGUUGAACGCACAUUUUGAGAGGAACACUCAUCCAUCCGGUACCGAUAUCACAGCGUUGGCUCAUCAGCUGGGAUACGAGAGAGAAGUGAUCCGAAUUUGGUUUUGCAAUAAACGACAAGCCCUGAAGAACACCGUCAGAAUGAUGUCGUCCAAGGGGGUCGUUUAAGCGACCUUUUUCCGCUCUAACAAUAAAUUGCUCUCACUUCGUUGGCGGAGUGAAAAACGUUAUACGACGGGUGCGUAAAGCUAUACUUGGUACGAUUAAGUGCAAACUUACGUACGUAAUACUGUGAAACGGGUGGUAUAAAAAAAAAAAAACUCUAAUGCUAUAAAACAUACUUUAUACAUGCAUGAUAGGUGAAUGAUAAACUGAAAUUAAAUUGCCUAACAUUUUUUAUUUGAAUAUCUUAUACACCGUUCGUGACAUAUAAACGCAACAAUGCAUAGUGAAAGUUGGAACUUUGUUUCAUGUUUACUUUUUUCUCGAAUAAAUAUCAAAAUAAGUAGAAUACAAUUACGCGUGCCGGAGAAUAGAAUUAUCACACCAAUUUCUACAUCGUUCCGACAGCGGUGUAAUAAUCCGUAAAUUAAAUAUAAUAAAAACCGUACUUUCCGAAAAUAAAUACAUCAAUAAUGUUAUUCGUAAUAAUAAUUAUAGUAAUAAUUGAAGAAAAAAAGGAAAAAAAAAACACUCGUCACACAUAAUGGAUAAAUAAUAAUAAUAAUAACAAUUACAAUAACAAUAGCUACGGUAAAUUGAAAUGUGACAAGUAAUACGUAUACAUAUAUAUAUAUAUAUAUAUAUAUAUGAUACUAAAGAGAAAGUAUUGUGAUCGUACCUAUAAUUAAUACGCCGUGUAAAGAAAGUGAAAAUGUGAGCCAACGCAACAGACGUUGAGAAAGUUGUGUGAGUGCGUAAGUAUGCGUGUGUCUGGACUCUACCCGGAAGAACGCGAACGAAAUCUAAUUGCGAUAUUCCAGCUGGAUCUGCUGCGAUAAGGCGAAGAUGACUGGAAGUUGAACCAAAAUAGUAAUACGUCCAAAUACGAAUGAAUAAAUUGAUCAGAGUACAAGUAUUACUCUUUAGAAACUUUUCGUACGCGUACGAACCGUAAUAUAGAUAUUUAAUAACGAAAACGCAUAUUUAAAAUAAAUAAAUGAGAAAUGGAUAAAUAAAAUACCUAUAGCAAUCAUAUAUACAUGAAUAUAUACAUGAAUCGCAAUAAUGUCUGAAAGUGCACGAAGUACGCGUAUUACAUGCAACGUUUCUCUCAAUACUCUUAAACGUGUUGUAUCGAUGAGAUGUAUUUAUUAUUUAAAAAUACGAGACAAAAAAUUUCCACUCUUCAUUUUGAUUUGCUUCGUUUUUUUUUUUUUUUUUUUUCCACGUAACGCUAGUCCGCAUCUCCUUUGCCAUACAUUGUAGGAAGUAUAGAUUUUGAAUUCACAACCACGUCUCAUUUCUUCAGGUUAAUUAUCGCGUUUUCUCAGCUAUACUGAAACUCCUUUUCCGGGGCUUCAUCGAGAAUCUUCUUAAUUCGUGAAUAUCGACUAAUUUUUUUUUGUAAUCCCCACUGCCAAACCAGUCUAUUUUGUCUGCGGAAAAUCCAGCAUUCCCGGAAACCUUUUCUCGUAAGUAAAAUCCCGGUCCGUAAUCAAUCUGAGAUUUAAGCAAUAAAACAAUAUACAAACGAACCAUCGUACGUAUCGAUAUGAGCCAAAUCAAUUGUCUCUUGGUACAUGCAGUGAUGGUGGGAUAUAAUAAUAAGACAUAUAUACUUGUAUCACAACGGCCGUUGAAAUCUCGCGUUUCGAAGCCCCUGGUAAAAUGGAUCUCAUUCUCAAAUGAUUGCAAGUUCGGUAGAUACGCAUAGGGUAUUAUACACAUACGAAUAUGAAUAUAUACCUUUAUAAAUAUAUAAAUAAAUACCGAUUAACGAUAGGUAUGUAUAAAAGUAUUCUAAUUUAGAUAUUAGGGGCUAAUUCGUACCCGUAUGUUAAACUGUUAAGCCAUUAAUAAAUAUUAUUAUAACGAUCUUUGAAUCCGCAAGGAUAGCCUGUAAAUAAAACCGUAUAUUGUAAUAACAAAAUACAAAAAUAUACUUUUAAUGUUACGGCUAUGAAAUAGCUAGACUCAUGGAAAGAAAAUUUACAUGGUUAAAAUAAAUUAACGAAAAACAAAAAAGUAUUUAAGAAAAUUUACUUUAGGCGAAAAAAACAAACAAAUAAAGAGCAAAGUAAUUUUAUUCCUAAAAAAAUUGUAUAAUAAAAUUCAAAAUUCAAAAUUUUGAUUGUGAAAAUAAUUGAAUCGUGCGUGUUGUCCUUUUGAUAAAGAUAAAAAAAAAAGCGUUUGUACAGAGAUAUUCCGGUUAUUAAAUUUUGUUAUGAAAAAGAAAUGAAUAAAUUGUAGAAAUCAUGUGUAUUUUCUUCGUGAAAAAUAAAAAAAUGAUAUAUGUACAAUAUACAUAUAUAAAUAUAUAUAUAUGUGUAUGCAUAAGUAUAUCAUACGCAUACAUACGAACACCUAUAUACAUAUAUAGGGUAUAUAUGUAUAUACACAAUUGAUAGGUUACUCAAAUAUUCAUAUUAGUAUCGAGAAUGUGAAUUGUAUUCGUGAGUGUCAUAUUUCUAAGGAAGAUAGAUCCACGGGCGAAUGUUUUGUGGCAGUUUUCAGAAAAAACAAUCAAACGCAAUUUGAUAAAAUUGCGGGAACAAGUGAUUCUUGCUUCGCCCCGCGACAAAAUAGAACGAAAACAAAAAACACUUGGCAUUGGUCUUGAGAGUUAAACGAUAAAAGAAUAUUUGUUAGAAACUUGUCGAACCCUAGAUAAAAAUUAAAGUGUUGCUGCAUGUAAAUAAUCAUUCGGAGAAAACUGCCUCCAAAACAUUGCCCAGCGAAACCAAAGUUCCUACUACGUUUUAUAAAUAAACUGGACAAAUCUUGGAAUGUAAAUAGAGAAUGCAAAUUAAGCUAAUUAAUCACAAUACAACCGGCAAUUCAUUGAAGUUAAGACUAUUGAGACUGGUACGAAGUCAACUAAUUCUAUUCACAGACGUACAGAUAUCGAUUGAACCAAUAUCGGUAGAAACCGAUUGGAUAUAUCCUGUAACUACGCGAUUGUAUGUAUUUUCCGUUAUGACGAAAGGUGUAACGAAAUAAGAAUUGACUCAUUGUCAGUCCUGGCGAUCUGAAUAAAACAUUUAUCUCGAGUAUUAUAGUAUACAGCUUGCCGAAUAAAUAUUUAGACUUUGAUAUAGUAACAAAUCAGUAUUUCCGCAUGUAUGUUACUCGAAUUGGUUGACUCGCUGACCGCACUAAACACAGUCGACAACUAAGCACAUAAGUAUACAAUUAGGAUAAACACUGUCUUUAAUGUUAGCUCGUAGUACGUAUUUAAAAAAAUGAACACAAUUUAGUACGUAAGCGAAUACCUGUAAACCUAGUAGGUGUCCACUAAAUAAAAAAGUAUAUUGUGGUAAA